Molecule: messenger RNA, 1560 nt
Organism: Mytilinidion resinicola
Lineage: Eukaryota; Fungi; Ascomycota; Dothideomycetes; Mytilinidiales; Mytilinidiaceae
Exons: 2
Coding region: 1-1560 (519 amino acids)
Source: RefSeq, a predicted model, not a curated record
AUGUUGCUCACUCUCUCCAAGCCUCCCAAGUCGGAAUUCGAAUUUAAAACUCCCCAUGAUUACUCUCCGCCCUUCACAUCUUCCGCACCGCGAUUCUCCCCCAAGCUGCCCGGUGGCCUUUUCAGAUCACUGCCGGCCAGUGCUCCCUCCACCAUGGGCACGCCUCAUCGAGGCCUCCCGCCUCCCGCGGCAAUGACGAUGCAAGAUCCAGGCCGAGGACCACCGCCAUUGCCUCCGUCCAUGGGUUCCAUGCCCGCCCCGCCCUCGCAGUGGCAAGGAGCCGAGGAGUCGAUGCGGAACUGGCUCGUGGCCAAAGCCGAGGAGGACAAGCGGAAGCAAGAGGAGGAGAAGACGCGGCAGGAGGGGCUGCGGCUGGAGCAGCGCAAGAUUGAGCAGUCCAUGUUGCAGGAGUCGCUCGCACGGGGGAUCCCACCGAAUCUCGUGCCCAUGAUCUUUGCGGGCAUCAGUGGCAGCAACCUCGCCAACAUGAGCCUCGACUGGCUGCAGCAGUACGUGGCCCAGCUCCAGGCGGCACAGCAACAGCAGCAGCAGCAGGCCCUCGCCCAGGCACAGGUCUCACCAGAACUGCGGCGAGAGACGAGGUUAAUCGGCCAAACUCAACCGGGUGUGUACGGCGUCGCGCCACAGGGCUCACAGCCAGUUCUCUCCGCAACGUCGGUGCUACCUGGACAGCCGCUGGCUGCACAACCACAGCACGGCGCCUUCUCGACUUCGGCAGCGCGGGCAGCGCAGACAUCAGGCCAUGUUGGUGCGCCGACGUCAGCUCCACGACCGCCAGCACAGUCACAGCUUCCCAGGCUCACCACCAACGAGAUGCAAAUCCAGCAGCCUCCUUCAGCGCCGCUGGGCGUGCACGCACUACAACAGCAGUCGCAGCCCUCACAGGAGACGUCUUCGCCCUCCAUCUACUUCCACCACUGGGUGCCACCAACGUCCCAAAGCGGGGGCACUGAGCGAAGAGAGGCUCCUGCCACGCCUUCAGGUAAACACCACGCCUCAUUUUCGCACCAUCAACAUGCAGCCUCUCAUGCCUCUGACGCAGAUUACACCAGCUCGCCGAAGAAACGGAAAGCGGUGGGCGGCCACCAGCAGGCCCCGCCCCCCUCCUCGACGCCCCAGUACACAUCGCCAUCCUUUUCGCAGAUCUCGUCUUCCGCAUCCACGCCAGCCCGACGCGGGCACGGACGAGCUCGUAGCGAUGCCUCAACACGCGGGUACGAUGCUGGAGGGCCACUAAGCCGUCGGGCAACGAUAUCGAGUCAAGCUCUUCCAGAGGGCAUUGCGCCACCAGUGGAGCACGGCGGACCAGAACAGCGCCAGCCGCAGCCAUCGCGUGGGCCAGAAAGUCAACAACAACAGCAGCAAGGCCACCCGCUGCAGCACCAGUAUCAAGCCCACGAGCAGCAUCGAAAUGAGGGCAGCAGUGGCAUGCAAGGGACAAGUCAAGGUGAAACGCGGCAAUCUCAGCAUCAGCAUUCGGUAGGGCCGGAACGAAGGUCGGCGCCCGGGUCGCCGAAACGGGAAGCGGGUGCGCAGUAG